Messenger RNA from Achroia grisella, 960 nucleotides. Its product is annotated as deubiquitinase OTUD6B. Lineage: Eukaryota; Metazoa; Arthropoda; Insecta; Lepidoptera; Pyralidae. Gene Ontology annotation, molecular function: cysteine-type deubiquitinase activity. The record is from RefSeq and is a predicted model, not a curated record. Gene Ontology annotation, biological process: protein deubiquitination. The coding region runs from base 79 to 960 and encodes 293 amino acids. The transcript has a single exon.
UAUAAGUAAAUUCAUACAAAAUAACACAUACCGAUCUAUAGCACAUAUCAUUGUAUCCAAAGUACAUAUUUGCUUAAUAUGUUAACUGAAGACAAUAAUGGAUUAGAUAGGUUAUCUUUAGAAAAUAAACAUAGAAAGGAAAAAAAGGAACUUCAAGCUCAAAUUCAGGCUUUAAAAAAAGCAGCUAAAAAUGACAAAACAAAGAAAAAGGAAUUAACAGCAGAAAUAGCCCGUUUGGAGACUGAACAAGAUAUUCGUCAUAAGCAUGAAAUUGAAAACUUUAGAAGUGGACAGAGUAUUUCUAGUGAUAUUUCAGAACAAAUUGAAGAGAAUAACGAAAAGGAUAUUAGCAAAAACAAAAUAUCAAAAGCUCAAAAGCGUAGAGAUAAGAAAAUACAACAGGAAAGAGAGAGAGAGGAACAAAUAAAACAACAAGAGAAAGAAAACCUGCAUGGCCCUAGAAAUACAGAAAUUCAGGCAAUAACGGCGAAAUUGAAAAAGAGAAAUCUUAAAAUUUUUCCUAUACCAUCUGAUGGGGACUGUUUAUAUAAAGCUGUGGCUCAUCAAUUGACAAUAAAGAAGCAAUGUUCCAUUUCUGUUGAUGAAUUGAGAAGAAAGGUUUCUACUUACAUCAGUAAUAAUAAAGAUGAUUUUCUACCAUUCAUGAGUAACCCUGAGACCUGUGAAAUGCUUACUAAUGAAGAAUUAAAUGAGUAUUGUGAUAAAAUAUUGAAUACUAAGACAUGGGGUGGACAGUUAGAAAUAAGAGCUUUAUCCAGCUCAUUAAAAUGUCCCAUUAGUGUAAUACAAGCUACAGGUCCUGAUAGUAUUGAGCAAGGAACUGAAUUUGGUGAUGAUCCAUUAAUAAUUGCUUACCAUAGACAUAUGUAUAGUUUAGGAGAACAUUACAAUUCAACUUGUGUUGAUGAUGAUUCAGAUGUUGAAGAUAGAAGUAAUUAA